UUUAUAACAUGAACAAUGAACACGUUAAGGAGAUAUAGGUGCAAGUUAAUAUCACCGCCAGUACCCUCCCAACCCUUCUUGAAUUGUUUUAUUUUUUUUAUUAAAAAAAAAAAUAAAAAACCCCCCACAACUUCGGGCACAACUUUUCCCAACUUAACACAUUAAUUAAAAAUAUGAUCUGAGAUUAGUUUUCAAGAAACAUCUCAUUAGUUUUCGUUUUAUUAUUAUUUAUGUCCCCAAGAUGGUAUUGCUAUCUCCCACAACUAAUAUUUUUUUACUUCCCAAACUUCCAGUAAAAACAGAUCAUUUAAAAAUAAUUAUCACUCCAUGACAAGAAUAAGCCCUGACUACUCUGUGAACAUGGGCUACAAGGACACUAAACCAAGUGGGGAUCUGCGCCAUGCUAGGCACCUUCGAUUGGAGGGCAGAGAAUCCGGGAAAGGCAAGAAACAAGCAGCUUCUGCAUUACUGGAUUUGUCAAACACGGAAAAUAUAUUUGAGACACAAGCUGAAGAAUUGCAGCCACAUGUCGACAUACACAGUGGCUGUAUUAAAAAAAUUGCUGCCCUGCGAAUAGAAAACCAGCAGCUAUAUGAAGAGUUAGGGAGACUUCAAACAGAGAAUGCGAUUUUAAAACAGAAUGAAAGUCGACUGAGUUUUGAGGAGCAGAUGACAUCCAGUGAUCAAAGAAUUCAGUUUUAUACAGGUCUACAGUCAAAAGCUCUAUUUGUAUGGCUGCUGUCAUUUUGCUUCCUGGCACUUCCAGCGUGCAAAGUUCUAAGCCCAACAUGUGUAAUGAUGUGUAUAAUAAUGAAACUUAGGUUGAAUCUCCAGCACCAGGACUUGGCGUAUAGGUUCAGUGUGUCUGUGACCACAAUAUCCAACAUUCUUAACCAGGGACUGCCAAAAUUAGCAGAAAAACUUUCAUUUCUGAUUCAGUGGCCUGAUAAAGACAGUCUGAUAAGAAACAUGCCUAAUGUUAUUAAAAUAACCUGCCCAAAAUGUGUGAGCAUCAUUGAUUGUUUUGAAGUUUUUAUUCAGAGACCCGGUCAACUUACAGGUAGGGCUCAAACAUGGUCAAAUUAUAAACAUAACACCAUUAAAUUUCUUGUGUCUAUAACACCAACGGGGGCAAUUUCUUAUGUAUCACGGGCUUUUGGUGGUAGAACAUUGGAUAAAGUUAUUACUCAGAGAAGUGGUUAUUUGGAUAAAUUGGAAUAUGGGGAUCAAGUUUUAGCAGACAGAGGAUUUCUGAUAGCAGAAGAUUUAGCAAACCGUAAUGCAACACUAGUAAUACCAGCCUUCACUAGGGGAAAGUCACAACUUAGUGCCAGAGAGGUUGAGCAGACCAGAAAAAUAGCAAAUGUGCGGAUACAUGUGGAACGAGCCAUUGAAAGACUGAAAAACUGUAAUAUUUUGAGUAGCAGCACGAGUUUAUACAUGGUUCCACAUGCAGACAGCAUAGUCACAAUCUGUUCAGCAUUAUGUAAUUUACAACCAAAACUUCUUUCUUAGGUUUUUACCUGUAUUAUGCUUUCAAAUGGUACAUAUUGUAAUUCUCCUUUUUAGUUGCAUGAAAUGAGACUAAAUAAAUGUAACUUAAACAGAAAAAGAAUAUAUUGCAUUUUUUAAAAUAUAAAUUAAAUAAAUAGUUUGGCAUA
Molecule: messenger RNA, 1661 nt
Organism: Gigantopelta aegis
Lineage: Eukaryota; Metazoa; Mollusca; Gastropoda; Neomphalida; Peltospiridae
Exons: 2
Coding region: 328-1515 (395 amino acids)
Source: RefSeq, a predicted model, not a curated record